Messenger RNA from Exaiptasia diaphana, 1055 nucleotides. Its product is annotated as pathogen-related protein. NCBI's taxonomy places the organism in Eukaryota, Metazoa, Cnidaria, Anthozoa, Actiniaria, Aiptasiidae. The transcript has 4 exons. The coding region runs from base 60 to 767 and encodes 235 amino acids. The record is from RefSeq and is a predicted model, not a curated record.
ACGACAMRRCMAAGCCAGAAUAGCUACAAAAUUUACUGCCAGCUGUAUAAGAAUCUGCAAUGACUGAAAAAGACAAAUCCUCGGAGUAUACUGACUUCGAGAAAGAACGUCCAACAAGAUCGUACAUGGAAGAUCCAAACAUCACGUGGAGAAACGGCAAACCGAACUACAUGCAGAUCGACAAAAUGUACUUGGAAGGAAGAACAAAGAACCAUUUUAGUGAUUCUUUGGAAAAAACUGUGGAAAACCUGGUGAAAACGUGGGAGAUGGAAGCUACCCAUAAGCCUAACUACAAGGACUGGGAAAGCGUUGAUCCAGACGUGUUCGUUCUUAAUAUGAAUAAUGUCGCCAAAUACGAUGGAGAAACACUUUCCAAGGUUGGGUCGUACAACCUACUUCUACGAGAAAACCCACUGUAUGAUCCCAGCGGGGAGGAAACCUUUGAAUCGUCUCACAAGCUCUUCAGGGGUGCAUUCAAGGAGGGCUUUGCUUGGGAACUUCUGGAAACCUUUACCGGACCACCACGUGUAGUAUUUUCCUGGCGUCAUUGGGGGAAAUGGACUGGUGCCUACCGAGRCCACGSUCCUACYGGAGAAAUUCUCACAUUGUACGGAAUCGGGAUCGCUGUGGUGAAUGAUCAGUUGAAGCUUACAUCUAUUGAUUUGUAUCUUGAUUCUAAUCCAAUCAUCGCAAAACUUGAAGGCAAGGACAAAACAAGUGUAUCAAAUCUAGCAAGUUGUCCUUUCCAUAACCAAAUGAAAAGCUAAACAACACAGUAUACACUGUCACACAGCCGUCAUACUAUGCAUAGCCUACGAAGCCAGGCGUUUCUAGCCCAUCCGACGAGUUUAAGGCUGAAGAAAGCUUUCUCAGGCCCUAUACUCAGUAUACUAACUCGGUUCCUCGGUUCGGCUAGGAAGGCCUGGCUAUUCAUGCUUCACACGACUUCGUCUCUUUGACUUUUGUAACUAAUAAAACAAGUCAAGUUCUGAAUUUGGAAUUUGGCAGUAUGUUGGGCUAAGUUUUCAAUAAAGAUAAAAGUUUUCGCCAUAAGA